UUUACAGUUUUACUCUUUCUUUGGUUUUUUUGUACACCUUGUGGUACUUGUUUUGAAGUGUUUGUGUUUGAGGGUAUUUUGUGAUGGUUAGUUAUUUUACUGAUAAAUAUUCUUAUUUUCAGUACAGUAAUAAUGUCUUUUGUAUUAACAAAAGCUGCAUUAGCUUUAAAGAAUGCUGAAAGUAAUUUUCAAUUCGUCAAAUUUGAAAGCUACAAACGCAAGAAAAAACAAGCAGCUGAUACUGGAGAUGCUGGAACAAUUGACCGAGUAUCUAUACCAAAUAAAAAAUUAGAUUUAAAAAAAGUGAGACACGAAGUAAUGAAAUUUGGGAUAUCUGGGUUUGAUGCUACGAAAAAAGAAGAAGCUAAAAUAGCAUUGGCCGUGAGCUUAGGAGCAAAACCACCCAAACGCGAGUAUAUCAAUUACAAAGAACUUAUGCAAAAGAGGAAACAAGAAAAACAGAAAGAAAAGGAUGAUAAACAAGCAAUGCACUCAAAAACUGUAUUGCAGACUGCAGGCAAAAAGAAAAAGAAGCUUCAAAAUGAUGUUGGGCAUUUUUUAAGUGGUUAUGGAAAGGUACAGAAAAAAGAGUUGAAGAAAGAUAACAGUGGCCCUAAGAAGCAAAAAAAGAAACUAUUGUAAAGAAGUAUAUUAUAUUAUUCUUUUUUUUAUAACAUGACUGUUUUAUUUGUACGUU
Molecule: messenger RNA, 697 nt
Organism: Diatraea saccharalis (sugarcane borer)
Lineage: Eukaryota; Metazoa; Arthropoda; Insecta; Lepidoptera; Crambidae
Source: the annotation of a GenBank genome assembly